Huiozyma naganishii CBS 8797 is the source of this 372-nucleotide messenger RNA. It is a transcript of the gene MPC1, whose product is annotated as pyruvate transporter MPC1. Gene Ontology annotation, cellular component: mitochondrial inner membrane. The record is from RefSeq and is a predicted model, not a curated record. Lineage: Eukaryota; Fungi; Ascomycota; Saccharomycetes; Saccharomycetales; Saccharomycetaceae. Bases 1 to 372 code for a protein of 123 amino acids. Gene Ontology annotation, biological process: pyruvate import into mitochondria. The transcript has a single exon.
AUGUCCAACAACGUGAACAAGGCUGCUUCGCGCGCCAUAAUCAGCAAGUAUAUCAACAAAGAGACGCUGAAGUACGUUUUCACUACUCACUUCUGGGGACCAGUGUCCAACUUCGGGAUACCGAUCGCUGCGAUCUACGAUUUGAAAAAGGAUCCGAGUCUCAUCUCUGGGCCCAUGACUUUGGCGCUCGUCGUUUACUCCGGUGUGUUUAUGAAAUAUGCAAUGGCAGUCACCCCGAAAAACUACCUCCUUCUAGGGUGCCAUAUCAUCAACGAAACGGCACAGCUCGGACAAGGUUUCAGAUUCUUGCAGUACAACUAUUUGACAGACAAACCGAAAAUUGAAGCUGCAGAGAAUACAAGCAAUAAGUGA